Penicillium bovifimosum is the source of this 1305-nucleotide messenger RNA. Its product is annotated as putative DNA 3'-phosphatase Tpp1. Bases 1 to 1305 code for a protein of 434 amino acids. Gene Ontology annotation, molecular function: polynucleotide 3'-phosphatase activity; double-stranded DNA binding; ATP-dependent polydeoxyribonucleotide 5'-hydroxyl-kinase activity. The record is from RefSeq and is a predicted model, not a curated record. Gene Ontology annotation, biological process: DNA repair. The transcript has 9 exons. NCBI's taxonomy places the organism in Eukaryota, Fungi, Ascomycota, Eurotiomycetes, Eurotiales, Aspergillaceae.
AUGGCCGAGGGGGUAGCCAAAAGGAGUGCCUCCCCCAACCAAGCCAUCUCUCCACCACCACUUCGCCGCAAGGUUGAAUCGACGAUAACGAAGAAAUCGGCGGCAAAUUUCUUCACCCCCGCCUCGCAAAAGAAACCCGCCCCGAUCACAUGGCGGGUCAUCGGCACGAGUGUCGUUAUCGGAAAACAGACGACGGGCCAGCCAAUUCCGCCCACCGAUAAACAGCGCCGGAUCGCUGGCUUUGACUUGGAUUCAACUUUGAUUAAGACCAAAUCGGGCAAUGUCUUCCCCAAAUCUGCCACUGAUUGGCAAUGGUGGAAUACCAAGGUCCCUGGGCGGCUCAGGGAAUUACAUUCGGAAGGGUAUCAAGUUGUGAUUUUCUCAAACCAAAAGAGAAUAAGUGUCCAAAAGGAUAUUAAAGGUGGAAAAACGGAAUCGAAAAGUCUGUCAAACUUCAAAGAAAAACUCACGGCCGUUAUGACGGAACUGGGUUUCCCGCUCAGUGUUUACGCGGCGACGACAGACCCUGAAUAUCGGAAACCCCGUCUUGGAAUGUGGCGCGAGUUCCUUGAUGACUACGACCUUGAUGUCGCGGGCGUUGACCUGCCGGCAUCGAUUUUCGUCGGUGAUGCGGCUGGAAGGCCGGGUGAUCAUUCGGCUGUGGACCGGGGACUUGCUACCAACAUCGGUAUGCCGUUCAAGACCCCCGAGGAAUUCUUCCUUGGGCAGACCACGGAGCCUGCGCCGAAGCUUUUCGAGCCUAUGUCCUUUGUCAAGCCAGAUCUUGAAGAACCAGCCAAACCGUUCACUCGCAAGUAUCCACUGGAACUUGUUAUUUUCUGUGGCAGCCCAGGUGCCGGGAAGUCUACAUUCUACUGGAAUCACCUUCAGCCUCUAGACUAUGAACGAGUAAACCAAGAUAUCUUAAAGACGCGCCCGAAGUGCCUCAAGGUUGCUCGCGAGCACUUGGAGGCCAAAAGAUCCGUGGCAGUCGACAACACCAAUGCCGACCCAGAAGCACGAGCCCAUUGGACAUCUCUCGCAAAAGAGUUCAAAAUUCCCAUCCGCUGUGUCCAUUUCAUCUCCACGCCAGAGCUAUGCCGACACAACAACGCCGUCCGAGCAUCUAACAAAGAACUGAACCCCGAAUCCCGAACCUCGCUCCCUGGCAUCGCCUUCGGGGACUUCGCCCGCCGCUACCGCGCACCAACGCUGGACGAAGGCUUCGACGAUAUCAUCCCCGUCGAGUUCACGUUCCGCGGCAGCGAAGAAGCGAAGAGGCUUUGGAGCCAGCAUUGGGUCUGA